GUGGGCCCGCGACACGAGGGAACCCAAAGCCACACGGAAGAACAGAGAGCGAGAGGGGGAAUCCAGACAGAGAACGCCUCAUCCGAGCCCCCAACAUUAUCGGAGAUGAUGCUGCGCGUGGUGGGCAAGCGGCUCCUCGGCGCGGCGGCAGGUGGCCAGGCGUCGCCCGCGUUGGCGCCGGCGGCGAGGAGGGGGUACCACGAGCGGGUGGUGGACCACUACAACAACCCGCGCAACGUGGGGACCUUCGACAAGGACGACCCGGACGUCGGCACGGGGCUUGUCGGCGCGCCGGCGUGCGGGGACGUCAUGAAGCUGCAGAUCCGCGUCGACGAGGGGUCCGGCAGGGUCGUCGACGCCCGCUUCAAGACCUUCGGGUGCGGCUCCGCCAUCGCGUCCUCCUCCGUUGCCAGUGAGUGGGUGAAGGGGAAGCAAAUGGAGGAAAUAGUGGCAAUCAAGAACACUGAAAUUGCAAAGCACCUAUCUCUUCCACCAGUAAAGCUCCACUGCAGCAUGCUUGCUGAGGAUGCAAUCAAAGCUGCUGUCAAGGAUUACGAAGCAAAGAAGGUGAAGCUGGCAAAGGCAGAUGAGUAGGGAAAGAAGUUCGUACCACUUGAAGCUAGCCAAGCACACAUCUAGAUGGAGGACUCCUGCAGUCGGACAUACUAGUGUCUAGUAUUCUCCAGUUGUAGUAACACAGCAUGUCCUAUAAAGAAGAUGGUGAUGGCAAUUCCGUUUCUUCAAAUAACCACACAGUUACAGUGGCCUGAGCGUGGCGUGUUACACGUUUGGUCAUUCGCCUUUA
Messenger RNA from Phragmites australis (common reed), 805 nucleotides. Its product is annotated as iron-sulfur cluster assembly protein 1-like. Gene Ontology annotation, cellular component: mitochondrial matrix; cytoplasm. Gene Ontology annotation, molecular function: 2 iron, 2 sulfur cluster binding; ferrous iron binding. NCBI's taxonomy places the organism in Eukaryota, Viridiplantae, Streptophyta, Magnoliopsida, Poales, Poaceae. Gene Ontology annotation, biological process: iron-sulfur cluster assembly; intracellular iron ion homeostasis. The coding region runs from base 106 to 594 and encodes 162 amino acids. The transcript has 3 exons. The record is from RefSeq and is a predicted model, not a curated record.